AUGAGUACUCCUUCGACAGCUGAGUUCUACUCCUCGAUAACCACCUUUCUGCAGUGUCUCAACUUGACCACGAAAUUUGAGGGUCAAGUCCCGAACGAGUUCCAGAUAAUAACCCAUGCAGAAGAGAAUGAUGGAGUUUUUAUUCGGUACACGUACAAUCCGUCCGAGAAAAAUGUGACGUAAGUGGGAUGCGGGUGCAAAAUUUCAAUUUUAUGUGCUAGAAUUCAUCUAGUAAGUAGGUGACCCUAAUUUUGUGCAGUUUUUUAGUUCGAGAGGGUGGUAUUUUGCUGCGUUUUUGAUACUUCCCGGAUGCAAAAUGGUGCGUUUUUUGCCACCGGAUUAGGUCCGCCACUGUAUCUUUGCUUCGCUGGUAGAUUCGGAGCUGAAGUUCUGAGGGAUUAAAAUGUGACGCAUUUGGGGUGCGCGCGAUAAACUUGAGAAAGAUUUAUCAACAUCAAAUGUUACUUUCAGUGAAGAGAAAUUGGACUUGGUUGACAAACAGACAGGCCUGGAAAAUUAUCGCUUUCACUUGGCGCUGGAAGAAGACAAGUUUCUCAUCGGAGUUUCUGGAUACAAGGCUAAUGAGUGGGGCUUUAUUUUUACAAUAUUUUUUUUGUAGGGAAUGCCUGGUUUUUGAUAAGAAAACUAAAAAUGUAGAUUUUUUAGUACUAUGUAGAUUUUUACAACAAGAAAAGAGAACAGGGGGGCCAAUGCAGAGAGCCGGCCUCUGCACGCCUCUGAGGUGACUAGACAUGGCUACCGGGCUGGGCCGGCCCGGAAUAGUUAAAAUCCAGAAUCUCGAAGCGAAAAUUGGGCUUGCUAAUGUUGUGGGUAGGUAUUUACCGUAGACCCUUAUACAAUCUGAAGGCGUUUGCAUUCAAUACUUUAUUGAGGAGACCCUUCGUAUACGCGUCCGUAUGCGGAGCCUACAAUAAAGCCAACUGGGGGAAAUCGGGGUGCGCAUCUCUCUUUAACCCGCCGCGCGGGGCUAUGAUUGAUUACGCGCCACGACACUAAUGAAAAUAAAUGGAAUGUCAAAACACAAUUUUUUGAAGGUAUUUUUAUUUUUAGAGACUACGGAACACAGUAUUUAUCCAUUUACAUGACGAUAGAAAAAAAUUUAGAAAUAACGAGCUAGACUUGGGGAGACUUUUGUUUCAAAGGGCCGGCCCGGACCGGGCCGAAGCAAAUUUGAAACGGGCCGUGCCGGCCGACGAGCCAACUCAUCUGUGACUUUGCAGGAUUUGCCCCGUAUUCAACAAAGCUUUCGAGGAUGAUUACUGCCUGACAGGUUCAUUUUUCGAAAUUUUGGGGCGUGAUUUGGUGAUGAUUUCGUGUGACGCCGAUUUAGCGACCCCGUUCAAAUUGAACGGAACGGCGCUUGACCCGUACACACCCGAAACCCCGGGCCAGUUCAACUGCGAGAGCAAGCUUGCAGUGUUUGGAGAUAAGAUUGUCUUCAAAAAUAAGGGAGAGGACGUCUGCAAAGAAAUAAAUUGGGCUGUGGAUCACGUUUGGAAAGCGUCGGAAUGCGCAAAGGACGAUAAAUACAAGUUAAAUUCAAAGAACGUCCUACUUUUUCCAUUAGUAAGUCAAAAAAACGGGUCCCGACUUUUCGGGUCAGGGAGAGAUCGGGUCAACGACAUUCCGGUUUAACGAUACCGUUUAAUGUUUCCGCUUCGGGACUAGGAAAACAGAAUUUUUUGAAGAACAUUCAGAUCGAUCCUCCACGAUUGGGCCCGGUUUUGUCCCCACCCCGGUUUUGUCCCCACUUUUUUCGAGCCUUUUUGUCCCCAGACCGGUUUUGUCCCCAGGACGGUUUUGUCCCCAAGACGUUUUUGUCCCCACUUUUUUUAUUUUUUUUUUGUCCCCACACCGGUUUUGUCCCCAGGACGUUUUUGUCCCCAAGCUGGAUAGUGCGAUUAAAAAUUAUGCGUUCAAAUGUUAAUGCUGUUGGUUUGGUGCCCUGUACUGCUCAAACAACAUGUUCUUAGCGCUUGGUACUGUAUAGUACGAGGUGGUACUGUACAGCACGAGGUAAAAAUUAAGCCAUAACAUGUCAAUGCUAUGGGUUUGAAGCCCAGUACUUCUCAAAAAUGUGUUUUAGCACAUGGUACUAUAUAGCACGAAUUUGUUUUUGCACAAAAUGAACGUUUGAUCAGUACUGCAUACCAAAACAACGUCAUUCACGCGUUAUAGCUUAAUUUUUACCUCGUGCUAUAUAGCACCACCUCGUACUAUACAAUACCGAGCGCUAAGAACACGUUGUUCGAGCAGUACUGGGCAUCAAACCAACAGAAAAAAAACAAAAUAGUCUUGAACAUUACCAAGAAAAAAUUUCUUGCGAGAAAAAAUAUUUUUCUCCUGGGACGAAAUGCCAAGAUCAAGCGGAUUUGCAGGGAAAUUCGUCGGGAUUUGAAGAUUUUUUUCGAUAUUCCGGCCCUUCUUUCUCGGCGGAUUCUGCAAAGCGCGAGCUAGGAUGUUCGCAAUCGAAUAAGAAAAUUCUGAUCUCCAUCUAUGCCAAUUUUUAUAAAAAUCUGAGCGUCGCACUUCGGGUACUUCCCUUGUCAGCUAGGUCCACUAUGAUCUAAAAAGACAAUAAGAGCAUAAUUAGUGGCAUCCGCACCAGUUUAGAAGCUGUUCUAACAAGGGAAUGGUUUGAACUGUCCGUGAGCUUUCAACAUGAGACCUCCAAAUUCUGAAAGAGCGUACAAAAUUUAGUAGGAAUCCGUUUUCCAUUUUUGCCGAAUGGUCUUGGGAGACGAGAAAUAUCGACAGAAAGAUCCGACAAAAAAAUCGAGAGAGAGAAAAGACGAACCGAAAGGCCGGGAGAAGCGUUACCAAAUAGUCUAGUGGAAAAAGUUCCACGCACGAAACUUUUGGCAGAGGGAGGCCUUGGAGGUUCGACUCCACCCGGAGCGGAUACCAUCGGCUUGGAUCUACGGGUCGUUAGUGUAUUCGACAACUACGUAAAAAUUCUUUUUUCAUUUAUUCGGGUGUUUUACAAAUUUUUUUCGAUAUUUCAAGAAGAGUUGCCAACUUGGCUGCAUUUUCGAUUAUGCCAGACGUCGACAUACUGGUGUUUUCAAGACAUUUAUACUCGGUUCUGAAAGGGUGCAUAGGUCCUGCGGAAUUUUUCGAGUUUCCAGGGAAAAAUCUUGCCAAAUUUUCACCUUUCCUUAAAGCUUUGCAAGAAAAGUUCAAAAGAAAAUUUUUGGGGCCGUGCGUCAGCGUGUAAUAAGGCAUAUUUGCGAAAAAAAUCGAUUUUGAGUUUUUUAGUUUAAAAUGACCGUGGGCAUGUGUUUAACAAACGCCCAAAAUAUUUUUCCCAAAUUCUGCCUGGAAGGUAUAAAUUUUCACAAAUUUGUCUUUUUUGGAAUUUUGCGUAAUCCAUAAGGUAAAAAGCUUAAAAUCGCAUCUACUUUUUUAUUAUUUGUCCGAUUUGCUUCAAACUUCGCAUACUACCUUAGAAUACAAUAUUCUGAAGAUCGUUGCAAUCACUUUCCGUGUUUCAAUAGUUUUAGACAAGUUAUUCGGCCGCAAAGUUUGCAAAAAUUCGAUUUUCUCCGGCAGUUUUUCGCUAACCUGGUGGCCGAAGAACGCCAAAAUCCAUUAAUUAAAAAAAUAUGGGUCCUUGGUAAUGUUUCAAUUGCAGGUUCAUGUUAUUUUGUUCAUUACCCACUGCACAGUAAGCUAAAACAUUAGAGACCCUUAAAAAACCGAAUGCCAAAAAUCUUGGCAUUCUGUUUGUGGUUGAUGUGCGCCGUAGCGCCAAAAAAUUGUUUUUGUUUUAUUUGUAAUCUAAUUCUUGUUUUCAGAACUACAUUCUUAUUAAAUUUUCGGUGGGAGGAUGUAAUCCACCUGGUCCUGAGGUAUCCGAUUAUUUGAACAACACCUACGUCAAGUACCUGUACAAUCCGAACGAAAGAUCGUGGGUCCUCACUUUCUGUGAAUUAUAUUUUUUUAGAAGUUCCGAGGAUGUGACGAUUGCGCAAAAUGAAUCCCCGAAUUGGGCGCUGAUAGGAGGAGGCAUUGGCGGGGCGCUGGUGUUCCUCUUACUGCUGAUAGGGCUGGCCAUUUUUCUAAUUCGGCGAUACAAAUAG
Bursaphelenchus xylophilus (pine wood nematode) is the source of this 4103-nucleotide messenger RNA. The record is from the annotation of a GenBank genome assembly. Lineage: Eukaryota; Metazoa; Nematoda; Chromadorea; Rhabditida; Aphelenchoididae.